AUGGAUGACAUAAGUGCUGCUACUUUGCAGUAUAUUGCUACUUUACGAGAACAGGUAGAACAACUAGCUGAAGAGAGAACUCCAGAAGGCUUACCAAGAGUUUCAAAGGCUGUCUUGAGUGAUUAUUCAGAGAAGAUUGAAGCCAUUGCUUCCAAAUUAGCUGCUCCACCACCUGAUAUUCAAGCACCCCAGGAGUCUCUUGCAAGAAUUUCUGUCAAAGCAAACUCUUCUGAUACAGGAGACAAUCAGUUUCCCCUUUCUCCAGGCCUGAGAAGGAGAUUCGUGCCUACCUCAAACGAAGAUGGAACUCGUGAGACUCGUAGUGUUGAUUCUUCAGCGCCUGUCAAACUGGAUGCUGCAGCCCAAGCACACAUUGAAAAGCAUAGAAAGCUUCAAGAGGAUUUGACCGAUGAAAUGGUGGGAUUGGCAAGGCAACUUAAAGAAAGUAGUCUCAUGAUGAGUCACUCUCUGAAAGACACUGAAAAGAUACUUGAUUCUACAGAGAAGGCUGUUGAAAGUAGCUUGGCAAGCACUGGUCAUGCCACUACACGGGCGGCGGAUAUAUACUCGAAGACGUCCAAAACUACGUGUUUCACCUGGCUUGUAAUGUUUGUAAUGACAUGUGUAUUCGUCAUGAUUGUACUUUUAAUUCGUGUCACUUGA
This is a messenger RNA of Prunus armeniaca (apricot), 663 nucleotides long. NCBI's taxonomy places the organism in Eukaryota, Viridiplantae, Streptophyta, Magnoliopsida, Rosales, Rosaceae. The record is from the annotation of a GenBank genome assembly.